Penicillium digitatum Pd1 is the source of this 1185-nucleotide messenger RNA. The record is from RefSeq and is a predicted model, not a curated record. NCBI's taxonomy places the organism in Eukaryota, Fungi, Ascomycota, Eurotiomycetes, Eurotiales, Aspergillaceae.
AUGCACCAGCACUACGGCCCCGUCUUCCGAGUCUCUCCUAACGAACUCUCUUUUGCCUCCAUCAAUUCCUGGAAACAUAUAUACGGAGCGCCCGCGGGUCAAGGCUUGCACCUGAUCAAAGGCGAGUUCUAUGAUAUCUACGGGGCAGGGUUCAAGACCGGCUGCAUUGGCAGUGAACGGACUCCGAAGGUUCAUGCCCAAAAGAAGAAGAAUCUUACCCCGGCCUUUUCGACAAAAGCCUUACAGGCCCAGGAUGGGAUUAUUCAGCGAUGCAUUGAUGCUUUUGUCGACAAGAUCAGCACUCUCAGUGGUCAGACUGGGUUAGACGUCGUCGAGUGGUAUGAGAUGCUUGCCUUUGACAUUCUAGGAGAGAUGGCGUUUGGGGAGAGUUUUCACUGCAUUGAACGUGAGGAACAUCAUUUCUGGAUCAAACUUAUCCUCGACCACCUUCUCGAGAUCACGUUGGUUGACAAUCUGCGGCGUUUUGGAAUAUUGGCGACCGUGGGUAAGCUCCUUUUACCCCGUUUGACCGUUCAAGUGCGCAAUCGUCAUUCCGGGUACAGUCGGGCAAAGGUUGAAGAGUAUGAUUUCCCAUCUAACUUCCCUUGGAAUAUGAAAACGACGAUGCUGAGUAUCGAUGCCAGGCGUCUGAGUAGUACCUCCGCUCGGCAGGAUUUCUUCACAAAUAUUGCAGGAAAAGUGAAAAGUGGUGAGAUCGACAAGGAGGAAAUGACGGCUCACGCUUCAACUCUUAUCAUCGCUGGAGGAGAGACGGUGGCCACUUGUCUUGCCGCAGCAACAUAUUACCUUUUGAAGACUCCGCAUGCAUACGAACAGCUCAAGAUGGAGAUUCGUGGUCGUUAUCAACGCUACGAGGACAUCGAUGCUGCCUCGGCUCUCCAGCUAACAUAUUUGCAAGCCGUCAUCAAUGAAUCACUUCGCAUUCACCCGCCUGGCUCGCAGGGCUUCCCACGGGUGUCACCAGGGAUUGACAUUGACGGAUAUUACGUCCCCAAAGGAACCGAAGUCUAUACCAGCGCAUGGACCGUGACACAUGAUCCGCAGUAUUUCAAGAAUCCCGACUCCUUCGUGCCAGAGCGUUGGACAGACCCCAUGUGUGCGGACCUCAAAGAGGCUAGUCAGCCAUUUUCACUUGGACUUAGAGCAUGUAUCGGUCGCAAGUAA